Molecule: messenger RNA, 1288 nt
Organism: Phytomonas sp. Hart1
Lineage: Eukaryota; Euglenozoa; Kinetoplastea; Trypanosomatida; Trypanosomatidae
Source: the annotation of a GenBank genome assembly
GUAUUCAUGAUUUACAUGUUGUCUAGAACAAAGGCUUAUUUGCGGAAAAGCACAAAUACUAUUUUGUUGUAGUAGUUUUUCUAUCUAUAUAUCAUUGAUUACAACUUUGAUACUGGGAUUAUAUGUGUGUACAUUACUCAGCGGUAUAUGCCAGAUAACUUUACCUGGUGCUGUAGAUUUGAAGCCCUAAAAUGCUGAUGCUAUGUAGUUGCAAGUUAUUCCUCCGUAGGAUGUGUCUUGUAGGACGGCCUACUGAUGCUGCACCUAGGGCGUAGAUCAGCAUCUUUUCCAAUGAUGCCCGAGCGAAGUGUUUACUUCAAUUGAUCGUUUUUGGCGCUUUAUAAAUUUAAUUUGCCUUUCACUCAUGUUUUGUGAGAAUCUAGGUACCUUUUUUUUUUGUGUUGUAGUAUCAUCCAUAUGAACCCUAGUUACAUUUUGGUACUCCAAUGAAACGUUCAUUUCCUAAACGCUGUGAAAUGCACCGCUUUGCUACAAGACCAGCCCAACAGUUUACACCACCAAAAGAUCCAGUAGAUUCAGAAUGAAAGGCUACAAUACAUUUUUCUAUUUUCAAAACGCCCAUGAUGGGGUAGUUGCUAUCAUUAUUAAAAAUAGUGCUAAGAUCGACGUCGAGAGAGUAACAUUUCCCUAUACAGAAGAAAAUAUUGAGGUCAUUAUUGUACACACCACUAUAAAAAUUUUGACCUUUUUAUUGGCUAGUGUAUACAUAUGCCCCAACACAACAAUUACUAGUUUUCUCCUUAACAAACUGCUUUAUAAAGUAGAUGAUGACCUCUGUAUUUUCUGCUGUGUUUUUAAUCUACAUCACCUUUUAUGGAACCCGAUGCUGAGAUCACUUGGAAACGACACAGAAAAUAUCGUUAUGGAAAAAAUAACAAAGUGUGGAUUCCUUCUAAGAAAUCGAAUUGGGUGUGCACCUUUGCCAGAGGAGCUAACCACACCAUCCUCAACUUAACAUUCUCUGGUGAUCUCUCGAUCCACUAGCAGUACACCACUAUGACCCGAACAGUGAUCACGAGUUCAUUUUACCCCAUCAUUCGAUGGACCCUCACCGCAGCAAUCAAGCGGUAGCGCAGUGUUUAGAUGAAAGUUCCCGAUUAGAACACUUCUGCUGGAUUAUGGAGAAAUGUUUGCCGAGUUUUAAUUUCUUAAGUGCCCGUUUCACCCUACCAGUCUUUAACCGCGUGGUCCUAGUUUUUUUUUACAUCGACACUAUUGUCCUUUUGCUUGGCUUCGAUGUUGACUUAAUAAAAGGGAAAAACAUCAU